This is a messenger RNA of Solanum pennellii, 1383 nucleotides long. RefSeq names its product sec-independent protein translocase protein TatB-like. Lineage: Eukaryota; Viridiplantae; Streptophyta; Magnoliopsida; Solanales; Solanaceae. The transcript has 7 exons. The record is from RefSeq and is a predicted model, not a curated record. Bases 225 to 950 code for a protein of 241 amino acids.
GAUGAGUAAAAUGUAAAUUAAUGAAAUUUCUCUACAAUAUCAUUUUUGGAAAGUUGAUCGCUUUCAAUUUUCUUCUUUCCUUUUUCGUUUCCAGUGCCGCCCGGCCCGGCUGUCGGACUACUUCUCCGAUCAAAUUUCCGAUAAGAGUCAUUGAUUUAAAUCUUUUAUUGCGGUGGUCUUCAAACAUAUGACUGAAACAAAGUGAAAAAGAAAAUAAAGAAGAGAUGCUUGGAAUUUCAUAUGGAGAGCAUUUUCUCUUGCUUGGCGCUACUGCUGCUCUUAUUGGACCUAAAGAUCUGCCAAUCAUAGCACGAACAGCAGGCAGAUUUGUUGGGCGUGCAAUUGGUUAUGUUCAAUUAGCCCGUGGUCAGUUUGAAAGUGUCAUGCAGCAGUCGCAAGCUCGCCAGGUUCAUAAGGAACUGCAAGAUACCAUGGCUCAACUGGAAGCCAUACGUCAUGAAAUUCAGACAAUUUCUUUUAUGAAUCCUGGUCCAUUGACAUCGAGGCUUGUAGACAGCAUCAACACAACAACUGCAAAUAGUGCUGUUGAAAAUGGAUCUCGAAAAUCUGAUGAAGAGAGCAUCAUUGUUGAAAAGGGACGUCAAAUAUCCGAGAAGGAGCGUACGGUAGUAACUGUCACACCUGAGGAUCAUCGUUCAAGGAGAGCUUUGACCGACAUGCACAGCCAAGCCGCUGCAUAUGCUAGAUUGGCUGAAACGACACCUUUGAAAUCCAUUUCUGUAGAUAAUGAAGGUCUGAGAGAGCUGACUGAUGAAUCUGGCAAUAUUAUUGUGCUCCCCGUCUCUGCAGAGAGUGCAGGGUUGUUGCCAAAACGUAAUUAUGGAGCAAAGGGGUCUGACAUUAUGUUAGAAGCGAUACUGGAGGCAGAAGUGGCAAAUAAUGCCAAAGAGUUCUUCUCGCAGCCACCAAACCAAGUAAAAAGUGAAUGAAGAGGCACAUCUGAAGAAGAUUUGCGCCAUUAGAGGUCAGAAAUCAGCUUCAUGCAAAGGGAGCCUGAUGAAAGAUUGCUAAAGACUCAAUGAAUUUAGCCCAUUCGAGUCUCUUGUUGUGGUUUUGGAGCCAUGAUACCUCGUUUGUUCAGAUAUCAUAGGCAUCUAAAGAACAUAUGACCCGUGUUGCCACAAGGAAAACUACUAAUAUUGUUUGACAAAUGGUUUUCUGCAACCAGUUCUACCUAUUUCUUAACCUUCUAAUCGUCCCGUGUUGGCAGAUGCUUGGAUUUUUGGAGUUCUUUCAUGUUUGUAAUAAUUUCUGAACUUCACUUCUCUUAUCCGGCCAAGCUGUAUAUGUACAAUUGCAGAUGAACUUCUUUGCAUAAUUGGCAGAAAACUGUUGAAGUAAUAUAGUAGUGUAAUUCCUUAA